GAGACUACGGCGCUACGGUUCCGGGUAGCAAGCCGUAGUAGGGGCAGCGGGGCUCGUGCGGGCGGAAGAGGCUGCGCGGCGGCGGCGGCGCGCGGAGAAGGGCGGUUGGUUGAGUGCUGAGGGCAAGGCGAGCGGACGCAGCGCGUGCCCUCCGUCACCCCCCCCGCCCACCGUCGUCUGUCUCGGCGGUUGGAACUGCUUACGGGUCGUUUCGUCAGGCGGGCGGAGCUCUCGGGGAGGCCGGAGGGGGGCGGAGGCAUCCCGCUCUCCCUCAGCCGUUGCUUGGGGGCGGCGCCCGGGUCUUCUUUUUUUUCUUCCCCUUCCCCUCCUCCUCCUCCGGUGGGAAACUCCCCCGGCUCGCCGCGACGUGUGAUUGGGUGGAAGAUGGCGCUGCGCGGAUGGAAAUCCUAAUGACAGUCUCCAAAUUCGCCUCCAUCUGUACCAUGGUGAGGAGCGGGCGGAGGGGUGGGCGCUGCUAUCUCCCCUUCCGCCCAGGUUCGGCUGCCCUGUGUGGUGAUGGCGGCGGCGGUAGCGGUGUGAGGAGUUCCCCAGGGGAGAGGGAGCGCCUCGAGCUGGGCUCCGAGGGGCCUGAGGGCGUGUGCCGAGAGGGGACGGGAGGCCACCGGGUGCACCUCCCUGCCUGGAGGGGGGGCGGCGGCGGGAGGGUAUUUCCGCUCGAGUACACGUUUUCUGCCGGGGGUGAGGCCCACCCUGGAUUGGGAACCUGGAUUAGGGUGGCUGCCGCUUUGGGGCAAACCUUAAAUCAGAAGCGUGCGGGGGGUUGGGCUGCUGGAUCAUGACCUAGAGGCGGUGACAGGAACGAUGAGUGAGCUGGACGAGUGAGCCCCUUAAAACGAAAAAGGUGUGGAAAUGGGUGGGCGGGCAAAGAUUUUGGAGGUGGGCCUCAAGGUAGGACUGUAUAGAGAGGAGUGUUGGCACAGCAGGAUAUGAGUAGCUCCUAUGAAGGCAGUAAAUAAUAAUAAUAAUAAUAAUUUUUAUUUAUACCCCGCCCUCCCCAGCCAAGGCCGGGCUCAGGGCAGCUAACAAGCAAUAAUAAAAACAAGUUCAAUGAAUACAACUUAAAAAACAUAGAGCUUCAAGCGAGGAGGGAGCUUUUCCUCAUGCAAAUUAAAGCACUCUGGUGUGGUAACUGGCGUGUUGCACCAAAAGCGAGGUACCCUGUGUUUUUAAAAGGCUAACACAUUGUGGCAUAAGCGCUUGUGGGCUAAGAGCUUGCUUCAUCCGGCAGGUUGAGUGUCCUGCCUCUCACCAUUUGAAUAUUCAGCUUCCUCUUCCUAGGCUUGCUUUCCACAUAGGUUUCAUUUCCUUAUGCUUUAAUUACUUGGGAAAGCAGGAGAGGAUCAAAACCGCUGUUAAUCAGCUUUAGAGGGCACAACAUUGAUGUCAACACUGGCAUACUUUGACGUGUAGCUCAUUUAAGUAGCUAUGAAAGAGAGUAGCAAAUGAGGCUUUCAAAUACAGAUGGCCGCUUGAGUAAAUUAAAAAGCCCCCUCAAGGAGGACAUUCUUCUUGGCACAUGUGGAUUUUUAUUCAUAAUCUGUUAAGUGUGCUGACUGGACUUUUCUCACCUUAAAAUCCUUAACUGUUUACUUUAAGAGUGGGGAAACUUGAUACUAUUUCACUUUUGACAUAGAAGCCUUUUAGAAGGUAGGAGCAAAGCAAAUAGGAAAUCUCUUGCCAAAAGAUAUGUCACCAUUCUGCAGAAGACUGCAAAUGUUGCCUUAUCUGGGCCCAGUUGGUUUGUAGCAGUUAUCAGCCUCAGCCCCACAGGUCUGUGAAAAUCAUAGUAUUGGAGUUUGCAUUGAAGUGGCUAGUGACAUCUUUCUUUCUUUCUUUCUUUCUUUCUUUCUUUCUUUCUUUCUUUUGAACAGGCUGGCCCCUGUCCUCCCAAGGGUUUUGUUGUGGCUCCCCUGGACCUGAGUAAUUUGGAACUAAUUUUUUUAAAAAACAACUCUGCUAAAGUGCUGUAAUGUUCCCACUAUAUUGCUUUGGGAUGUCCCCCAAAGUGGACAUUUCUGCCUGAACUUAAAUGCACAUCUCCUUCUUAUAGUGAGGUGUUUAUGGCAAGAAAGCCUCAGAGUUUUGGAAACAAGAAAGUUAACUUCGUCCUGUUUCCUGAGCCCUAAGACUUUCUUGCAAUGGGGAGGAGAAUAGGCACAUUUACAAAGUAAGAAGACUUCUGAAUCAAUUUUUGCUCCUCAGCACAGUGAUGGAAUAGAAGCAGAAAUACUGUGACCCCCCCCACACACUUGUCUGCCUGCCUGUCUGAAUGUGUGUAUGUCUGGCUGUAUGUGUGGGCAUCUGUUGUAUAUAUGGUAAGUGUUUGUGUGUGUGCAUGCUCAUGCAUUUAUUGACCAUGCCACUCUGACCACUUCCAUUCUUGGUAUGUAGAUCUCAGAUGGGUGGCCAGCCCUCAACGCAGCCCUCCUGCUGAAAAAAGUAGCCUGUAGGAUGUAGUCUCUGCUUUAAAGACUACAGUACAUCCUUCCUUUCCCCCAGUCUCAAAUUACUUCCUUCUCCCCUUUAUCUAAGUUUUCAUAUUUUGUGGUGUUUUCCACAAAGCCCUUGUUCUUUCUCUUACUGUGCAUACUUAUCUCUCUCCUUUUCUUUUUUUGUCUUUAGCCAUCACCUCUUCCUGUAGUUUACAUGCCUACAUAUUAGCAGGGGGAUCUUUUUAAUCUCCUGUGUUGUUAUUCCUCAGUAGAUGCCCAUGUGCCUUAGCAAGAUGGGCUCUACAAGAAUACAUUAGGCAUAGAUGCCUUUUGACUGUUUUAUUCAGCCCCACCCCCAUACAUACAAUGUGAUGCCAUUAUAGUAUGCUCAGUCUUUACUGGAAAAGAAGAAACGUGAGACAAAUGAUAUGUGCAUUUGCUGCUUUUUUCUCAUGGAAGUUGAGUAUCUAGUGAUUGUGGGUCAGGGGAUACAAGCAUAUAUCCUUACAAGACAAAAAAAAAAUGCUCAAAAGACAUUGGAAUGAGAAUUUGUGAGAUUCUUUCAUAACAUAAGGCUAAUAAUAUUUUGAAAGUAAAGGAAGAGGGACAGCGAAAACAUGUAUACUUACCAGUGGGUGGUGAACUGAUGAAAGGCUCGUAAUGGGAGAAACAGUUAAACUUGCAGUAAAAUAUUUAUGGACUAAGCAGAGCUGUAAACCUAAUAAAAUGGAAUUUUGAACCACUCUGAUGUAUCACCACAAUACAUUUAUAGUUCUUUUCCAUCUCUUAUCUUUUGUCACAGUAUCUGUUCAGAGUUCCAAUGUGCAAGUUAGUGCUAGGCACUAGUUGCACAUUUAUUUAUUUAAACUUAUAGCCUGCCCUUCAGCAUAUAGUCUUUGGGUGGCUUACAAAAAUUUCACAGUUAAAAACAAAACACACAGUCAUUAAAAUCAUAAAACUGCAACCACAAAACCAACCAAUAAUAAAAUUAGUAGAACAGGAGUGUAGAGCAACAGUGUUUUAAUGCUUUAGUAGGAUGAAAUACUGAUUAAGACAUUAUCAAAAUGUCUAAUUAUUUAAUUGCAUUGCCACAAAAUUCAUUGGGAUAGUUCUAAUACAGACACUAUGGGAUGUUAGUAGCAGGUGAGUAAGUUCACUGUUAUCAGUCAAUAUUCUGGCACAAUUAUUUGCUGCCAUCAUAUUUUAUUUUUUUUGUUUGGAACAGCAUCUAUCCUGAAUCUGUCUGUUGACAUUUCUGACAACUGUACAGUGCUGCAGAUUUCCAGACUGAAUGUAGUAUCUUUUUAUAUACUAUUAUAUACUUAUAAUAGGGACGCAGGUGGCGCUGUGAGUUAAACCACAGAGCCUAGGGCUUGCCGAUCAGAAGGUCAGCGGUUCGAAUCCCCGUGACGGGGUGAGCUCCCGUUGCUUGGUCCCUGCUCCUGCCAACCUAGCAGUUCAAAAGCACGUCAAAGUGCAAGUAGAUCAAUAGGUACCGUUCCAGUGGGAAGGUAAACAGUAUUUCUUUGCGCUGCUCUGGUUCACCAGAAGCGGCUUAGUCAUGCUGGCCACAUGACCCAGAAGCUGUACGCCAGCUCCCUCGGCCAAUAAAGCGAGAUGAGCGCCACAACCCCAGAGUCGUCCGUGACUGGACCUAAUGGUCAGGGGUCCCUUUACCUAUAUACUUAUUAAAGCAUUUCAGAGCAACAUUGCAACUUAAGAGAUGAAAUACAGUACUGUGACAAUAAAAAAAAUGGCAGUAUGAAAAAAAAGUGUAAAUAAAGUUUUCAUCUAGCACUAAAAAGAGAAUAAAGAUGGUGCCCACAACCCUCUUUGAGAAGGCAGUUCCACAAAUCAGGUUCUGCCACAAGGGUAUACAAAUACUGGGGGAUAGCAAAAGUGUUUUAAAAAUCUGAUUUUAAAUGUUGCUGGUUUUAGAUAAUGAAUAUUGAAAUGUUUCUAGAUUUCUGGUUUUGUAUGCUGCUGUGAGAACCCUUGGUUGGGCUGAGCAUCAUGAGGUAAAUGCAAUGGAUAGUAGAUUUGCAGUGAAUGCAUUGGACAAUGACAGAUAGCUCUACGCUUUUCUCCUCACUUAAACUUAUACUUGACAUUCUUCUUUUGAAAGCCCAGCUACAUAUUAAGUUAAAUGCAUAGAUUUGCAUAGGUUUUCGUGGUUUGAUUUUUUUUAAAGAGAAGAUCUAGAUCAGGUCUGUGGCAGGGCUGCUUCACUCCUAAAACAACACUGUAGUUUAGCCUUUGCCCUGUGUGCUAAUAAGAGGCAUACUAAGCAAGUAUGUAUGGCUGAUUAAGCAUCCUGGUAGGAGAAGGCGCUGAAUCUGAUUACCCAGACCAGAGGUUAUGCAAGUUUGCUCUCCACUGUGAGAAUAGUUCAAUCUUUGUAUGAGAACAAUAAGGUUCUUUGACUUCUGAGAUUGGUUCGAAACAUGGAACUUUAAAGGUUUUGUAUGUGAUCUGGUAGUGUUCAUAUAUCAUUAAAUAAUGCUGCCAGCUUGUGUUGAAGAAAGCAAUUCAAUCACAUGUAAUAAUAAUAAUAAUAAUAAUAAUAAUAAUAAUAAUAUAUUUAUAUCUCUCUCAUCUGGCUGGGUUUCCCCAGCCACUCUGGGCGGCUUCCAGCAGAAUAUUAAAAUACAAUAGUCUGUUAAACAUUAAAAGCUUCCCUAAACAGGGCUGCCUUCAGAUGUCUUCUAAAAGUCUGGUAGUUGUUUUUCUCUUUGACAUCUGGUGGGAGGGCGUUCCACAGGGUGGGUGCCACUACCAAGAAGGCCCUCUGCCUGGUUCCCUGUAACUUGGCUUCUCGCAGCGAGGGAACCACCAGAAGGCCAUCGGCACUGGACCUCAGUAUCCGGGCAGUACGAUGGGGGUGGAGAUGCUCCUUCAGAUAUACUGGACCGAGGCUGCUUAGGGCUUUAAAGGUCAGCACCAAUACUUUGAAUUGUGCUCGGAAACGUACUGGGAGCCAGUGUAGGGCUUUCAAGACCGGUGUUAUGGUCUCGGCGGCUGCUCCCAGUCACCAGUUUAGCUGCCGCAUUCUGGAUUAGUUGUAGUUUCAGGGUCACCUUCAAAGGUAGCCCCACAUAGAGCGCAUUGCAGUAGUCCAAGCGAGAGAUAACUAGAGCAUGCACCACUCUGGCGAGACAGUCCAAGGGCAGGUAGGGUCUCAGCCUGCGUACCAGAUGGAGCUGAUAAACAGCUGCCCUGGACACAGAAUUGACCUGCGCCUCCAUGGACAUUUGUGAGUCCAGAAUGACUCCCAGGCUGCGCACCUGGUCCUUCAGUGGCACAGUUACCCCAUUCAGGACCAGGGAGUCCUCCACACCUGCCCGCUUCCUGUCCCCCAAAAAGAGUACUUCUGUCUUGUCAGGAUUCAGCCUCAAUCUGUUAGCCACCAUCCAUCCUCCAACCGCCUCCAGACACUCACACAGGACUUUCACCGCCUUCACUGGUUCUGAUUUGAAAGAGAGGUAGAGCUGGGUAUCAAGUGUGAUAUCCAACCUUCCUUUCCAAAAUGAAUAAAUUACAAGUGGAUAAGAAAGCACAACACAGCAGCCAAUAUGUCAAAUAUUGAGAUACAUCAUCAGAGAAAACAAACCCAUCAUAGAGCCAGAAGGAGUGUAAAGGAAAUGAGGCCAAAUGAACAUAACCAUUUCCCCUAUAAAUAUCUCUAAAACCUAGGGAUAGAAUCAAAGGCCUGGUGAAGGGUGACCUAAUCUUAAUAAUCAAGCACAGCCCAUUGCUGCAUGCCAAAGAGAGAGUAUGAAAUGGACUGACCCAGCCAUUAAAAUUGUAAAAACUCAGGAAAAAAGAAUAAUCAUACCCGCCCCCCGGAAACCUUCCUGUCAAAUCUUCCGAUAACAUUAAGUGGGAUAGCAGUAAAGACUAGCACUCAGAUUCUCCUCUGGCUUCAAUGGCUUGAUAUAAUCAUUGAUUGCCAUUAAGUCUGAAGUUGACAAACUAAGCUUAGCACUAAUCAGGAAGUAGGUUUGUAAGCUGGGAAGCUCCCCAUGUGUGCAAGGGAAGUGCAACCUUAAAAGGGGUAUAAUGGUGAACACACUGUUGAAAAACCAAUUAUCUGUACAAACACUAAUAGGUUUUUUAUAUUUUCAAGCUGCUUUGAACCAAAAAUUGGCUCCCAAAGUAGCUUACAGCAGAUAGAAGAUAAUAUGAAGUGUUACUGUGAGAGGGGGUUCUCAGCUGGGUAAUAGAUUUCCAUUUUGUUUUUCUUCUGUCAGUAUCCUAGCAACUCAGACCACCCCAGGGAAACAAACCACCCAAUCAUAUUAAAUUCACCAUCCCUUGACAUCCCUUGCUGAAUGCAACAGGUUUAAACAGUACCAUCAGGCAAGUUGUCACAUUGUAGAUUGAAUAGUUUUAUGUUCACGACAUAAUACAUUUUCUGUUUUACUGAUCUUCUUCUGUAUACUUUGACAUUGUGAUUAUGCACUUAAUUAUGAAGCCCGUCAUGUGCUUUGUUGGAAAAGUAUAUUUCCAUACAUUUUAAAUAGGGCAACUUGUACAAAGUUCAUUCAUCAAUUAGAGUCUCCCUGUAAGUCUCCUCAAAAGACAACCAAUGUCACUUUAGUCAACCAUUGGUAAAGGUUCAAGCAGAAUUGUGAUCUCUGAACUCUUUGUAUUUUUAAACCAGUGACUUCAUAAAAGAUUUCAAUGUGAAAUGUUGGAUCCAUAAUUGCAAAACUGUUUAUCCAUCCUACAGAGGAGCAUUCAUUCAUUUUAAAAAGAAAAUAUUGGCAGUAAGGUCAUCAAUAGGAAUUGAAUCACAUUCUUGUGUUGCUACUUCCUCCAUCAUGACUAUAUUUAAAUAUUUAAGUAAAUUUAAGUAUAUUAAUUCCAGUUAUACAUAAAAAUGGAAGGAGAUUAGUACUGGGAUGUUAUCCUGGUAGUUAAUGUCAGAAAUGAUGGGUGUGCACAUUAAUGCUUAGUCCUUUACCAUAAAAUUUAACCUGGAGUCCUAUACAGAUGUAAGAAAGAGCAACAUUAAACAUACCAGGGCUUCUGAAUAGCCAUGCCUAAGGUUUUUGCUUAUACUUGAGUAUGUUUAACUAAUCCAAGAAGUCCUUGUAAGUGCUGGACUAUAUUCACAAAUUUGUCAAGACAGGCAUAAGUCCCAGGAACGGAUGCAUGUUAUCAAGUCAAUGAGCAAUGUAAAGAUCAGCUAAUUUUUGCAUUCGUAUAACUAACAUGUGCAGGAUCUUUAUUUUUAAACAUCACGAUUCCAAUAAUGUGCUACAACCUUCAAAAAUGAGCAUGGAUGCCUUUAAUUUUCAGCCCUUCUAGUUAAAACUGACUCUAUAACGCUUUAGUGUGGAGUAGAAUUGUGAGGAUUCCCUCCAUACAUUUAGUAAUGUGUCAGGCUUCCGCAGCUAUGAGCUUGGCUUCUUCCCUCCCAUAGUGAUCUCUCAAAACAUAAUGAUCCUUCAGAUGUCCUUAAACACGCUGGACAGCAGCUAGCUUUAGCUAACCAAGAACUAAUAACUUAGAUAAAGAAACAUUAAAGGCAUGCUCCAUUUUUAACCAUUUUAAUUUCAGAGUGUAGUUACUGGUCUGGGUCACUUAAACAAGACUCUGGAGCAGCUGGGGAACUGCUAGCAUGUUACCUGGUAAACUAGUUUGGCUUCUCUGCCUUCCUUCUAUCCUAAUAACAGCAGGCUGCAAUAUUAUAUUAUGUUUUAUGGCUUAAUGAUAAUGUGCCUGCCAUCGCAGGUUUGCAUUUCUAGUAUAAUUUCUGACCUUUAGCUCUCUUUGUGUGAGAGAAAGAGGGGGAGUGAGUACGUUGCCGUAAGUGAAAAAUGACAUGGGAGCUGCUGCUAAAACCAUUGGUGGUUUAAUCUAUUUGAAAGUGUUCUGUGUUUUUUUUAACCCAGGCAUCUGGUUAAAUUGUAAAUUUUAAUUUUUGUCAUUGUAGUCUCACUUGUUUGUCUUAUGGCAGAUUUGUUAAUACAUUGUUUGUCAGACCUGUUUAUAGGAUUUGUAAUUUUGGUAUAUUGUUUUUCUCUGUUUUUAUUACUUUGUUCCCAAUUCUGAGAUUGAAAAUAAUGACGAGCAGGCUAUAAAUACUGUAAACAAAUUAAAAACAACAGCAACUAUGUGUUGUGUGAAGAAGUAACAAAGAGAAGUACUGUUUGUUAGCGUUACAAACUAGUAUAUCAGUUGUCAGCUCAACAUGCACAGGCAUACUGUUGUAUGUACAGAGAAACUUGCAUCGCUGGUUGUAUUCUUGUUUUGGGCAUCCUCCUUUAGUUGUUCUUAAGCAAACUCUUUGCCUAAUUUGCCUACAUGGGUAAACUUUGCCAUAGAACAGGUCAUGGUAAUUACUGGUGUGUUUUUCCCCCUCCCUCUAGGGCGCUAAUGCCUCGGCCUUGGAGAAAGAAAUUGGUCCGGAACAGUUUCCUGUCAAUGAGCAUUAUUUUGGUUUAGUAAAUGUAAGUUGCAGAUAUUACUUGUUUUGAAAGAAAGUGAAUGUAUAUGAAAGAAGUUGCUUGCCUGUGCCUUAGGACUACACAAAUUCUGGGCAUAAAGAAAUUAUAAAAGCUCUCUAGUACUUGAUUAAACGUGUUUUUUAUUUUGAGUGGAAAAAUAUAUUCAAUCUUUAUUCAGACUUAAGUUCAGACUCUAAACUAAGUGCAAGAGCAGUGUUUUAAACUGUUCUGGAGAAUCCUGGGAUUCCUAGGAAGCCUGGUAGGGGUUACGCAAUGAGAAGGUGAGUGAAAGUGAAGAAGAGUCCCUGAAAGACAGCUUGCCCAUCUCUGGUAGUUUUCUUUUUUGCAAUGUACAUACAGCCUCAGGAGAGGUAUAUCCUAGGUCUCUCAUUGUUCAUGAGAGCCAGUUGUGACGCUAGCCAAUGCCUGCCAUAUGUGCCAGCCUGAGUGUCCACUCAGAAUAUGCAGAGAACUAGAUGCAGUGUGCUGGGUGUCCAUGGUGCAUGUUCACGGUACAUUGGAGUUAAAGUUAAGAGGAUUUGCUGAAGCUGGAAACAAUGGCAUUAGGAUAUCUUUAAACUAAAAAUUAAAAGCAGCCAACAAGCAAAACUCCUAUCUUAAUUGAACUGAAACCUUGUAUUCUUAUGUUUGUAGUUGAUGCAUUAGAUCAAAAGGACAAUCAUAUAAUAUUCAUUGCAGUUGUUUAAUUGACUGGGAGUUGGACCUGUUUAAAAGAUGCCUCAAACAGCUGGUAGACUGUAUGGCUUUCAAAACUUAAAAUAGUGAUAUAUGGGUUCUCUGUUCCCCGCCCCAUUAAAAAAAACACAACCCCAUGUUUCUGCGGUGAUCUUGGCGCAUAUAACGCUGCGGGCCCUCACACAUUUCUCUUUUCUCUUUCUAGCAAUAAUUCCCUUAUCUUAGUGACCUUAACAGUGAUUCAUGGUUACUUCUGCACCAACUCUAACCUUGUUUGACCCUAAUAGAACUCCCAGCUAAGCCAAAAUUUGAAGUGAAACAUUGGUGUAGUUGUAAUGAUAGAACCAUAGGUAAGCCUGACAAGGAAGAAGAGGGAACUUGCUCUGAAGAGGGGGAAGAGGAAGUACAUGAGCCUAUGGCUCAUGCUGUCAUGUAACAUUACUAAACAGAGCUAUCAGCCUCUUGACAAGGAACUUGUACUGUGAACUUUAAAUUUUACAGCAUUAACAGUGCAUACAUUUUAUAAAAUGGAGAAUACACACAGAGAGUUAUACCCAAAUGUAACUUCCCGGGAGUGGAACAGUUUCUAUAAGUGGAAUUGGGCUCUCCCUUCCUCUCCACCUCCUGUAGUGUCCCUCAUGACCCUCACGUUUUCUCUGGAAAUUUGGGGGACCCUCCAAAACAGAUCUGAGGCAGAGAAAAGGCAGCCCCAUUGCUCAGUUAGACUAUUAUUUGACAUCAGAUAUUACCCAGAGUUUUUCUGGUGAAUUUUCAAAACAAUAACAUUUACUAAUGCUGCAUAGAUUUCCAUUGUAGAAAGAAAAUUCAUUGGUUGUCAGAUAUUUCAAAAAAUAAAAUGUGUACAACAGAGAAGCCAGAUGGCAGUAAAAGGUGCAUACUUUGCUGACUGUUAAAUAUGCCACUAGUUAAUGGAUAAGUUAUACUUCAGUCUCCAAAAAUCAGUAAGAGACACUUUUGCUAAGAUACACUUUUGUUUCACACCACUCUCUUUGUAAACAGUCUUCCUUUUCAGGGAGAACUAAUAGAUCAUUUCUUUGUGUUCUAGUUUGGAAAUACAUGCUACUGCAAUUCAGUUCUUCAGGCACUUUAUUUUUGUCGUCCAUUUCGGGAGAAAGUCUUGGCAUACAAAAGUCAGCCCAGAAAAAAGGAAAGUCUUCUUACUUGCUUAGCUGAUCUUUUCCACAGCAUAGCCACCCAGAAGAAAAAAGUUGGAGUAAUACCUCCAAAAAAGUUCAUAACAAGACUUCGGAAAGAGAAUGGUAAUGCUUUAUUUUGCUGUUAUGACAUGUUUACCUUUAUCAGUUUUAAUCAGUCAGAAAAAGGGUGUUGUCUCUCUGUUGUUCAUUCUUGUUCUUCUAAUUUGGACUGACACUCAGAAACUGAACUUAUGGUUCCCCACCCCACCCUGGUGAUAGUUAAAGUACUAUAUUAUCCCUAUUAUCCCUAUUAAAUGGGGGCAUAACCCUGUAUUUUGCCACACUUGCAAUAAAUAUUUUAUUUUAAAGGUUUAAAUGUCACCCUGUAUUGAGGUGCUUUACAAUCACAUAAUAUCACUAAGAUGCACAGCAAAAUUCCAGUAAAAUUUAAAAUUUGAUGGCCAUAUCAUUUACACUUACUUUGCCUCUUUUUAUUAGAAUAUGCUGGAACAGCCAUAACAUAUAUCCUAAGUGCAGUAUUGUUUCUUAAACAGUAUUUUUAAACUAUUAAAAUCCUCAAAAUGAUGGCCAGUAUGUGUACUAGUGGAGAGUGGAGUUUGUUUAUUGCAAAACUCUUUUGCAUAAUAUUGGAAGGUGGUCUGUCUAUAGAUAUAACUUACUUGCUUUUUGUUCAACCGUCUUAUAUCCUAGCUAAUUUGUUUUGCAGAGCUUUUUGACAACUAUAUGCAGCAAGAUGCGCAUGAGUUCUUGAACUAUCUGCUAAAUACAGUUGCCGAUAUUUUGCAAGAGGAGAGUAAACAAGAGAAGCAAAACGGUCGUUUACCAAAUGGCAGCAUUGACAGUGAAAAUAACAACAGUCCACCAGACCCAACGUGGGUUCAUGAAAUUUUUCAGGGAACGUUAACAAAUGAAACCAGAUGUCUUACUUGUGAAACGGUAGGUAUUUCCUAUAGAUUACUUUGAUUUCAUUUAUUGUGCAAAUGUGUUUUUUGUAUCCUUGUUUCUAUAUCAAUCAAUCAAUCAAUCAAAUCUUUAUUAUGGUCACAGACCAGCAUAAGUAGGGUGGGGAACAAUCAUUUAAAAUCUGUAAAACGUUUUGGAAAGCUAAAAUUAUUAAAACAGAAGGUAUAUAUAAAAGCCUAUAAGAAUCUAAACGAGGCUAAAAUAAUCUAAAAGAAGGGUUAGGAGCAUUCUCGCUUCUCAGCCUUUUGGCUAAGAUCAAUUGUAGUUGUUUCGGUAGUGUAUCACAACUCUUUUGACUGCAUUUAGAUAAUCAUAUCUCAGCUUAUUAAGCAGUAAUAUGAAUGAGGCUUUUGCCUCCGUUCCGCACACAGCCCUUUCACUCCUUCUUUCACAGUGUGAGCAAACAAAGUGUGGAACCUCUAAUUAGAGUUUCCCACAUUAUCCAAACCAGGAAACUGGUUUACUGGUGUUAGAUUUCAGUUGUGUGAGGAUUUGCGCACAGAGAAAAAUGAAGCUGCUUAUUUCAUAGUCUAGCUUGAUGAAAGUUAACCAUUUAAUAGCAGCUAUUAAAAUUAACACUUGCUCACAUGUUUCCUUUCAUGAUGGAGUAGUCCUAGAAUUUCUCUCUAAUUCUGCAAACAAGAAUGAGUGCCUCCAAUUUUUACAAAAGAAUUGCAUGGAAAAUAUGUAGGAUUUCUAUGUACCAAAGAUCAGGACAGAAAAACAUUUACAACAAGUGUCUUCCUGCCAUAUGUGUUAAUAAGUUGCUUCAAGGAGAUGGGGAAAGAAAUCUUGCAUUUCAUGUUAACACUCAAGUUUUGCUAGAGUUCUCAGAGUUUUUGUUCCUUGAAAUUAAAGAACUGUCAUUCCUCAUGCGGGCAACCGGUAGUCAAAAUAGCUAUUUACCUGCAACUCAGCCCCUUAUCAUAAGUGAUAGGAUAGACAACUUAUGUAAUUUGAAGUUCAGGGGUAUAUGUCAAAAUGUGGACAAUAAAAGGCCUAAUCUAAAAGUGAGAAUGCAUAGCACUUUCUUUUUAAAUUGGUUACCAUUAUUUUAAAAGGAGUUUUCUGUACACAGGACUCCAACCUCAAUGUUUCUUUUAUCCUUUCAUUGCAGUAUUCAGAGCACUGCAGCAUUUUUUGAGGGUCCUGACUUUCUAAUAUAAAAAAAUUCUAGUGCUGUUAUGCAUGUCUUGCGUGAAAGCACAAUUGAAUAUGGAACUUCAAAGAGAAUCUUAUGUAGCUUUUAAUACAGACAAUGUGUAAGCAUAUUUUUCACUAGAGGUGUGCAUCAUUAGUGAAUGAAUUAUCCAAGAGUUAGCUGGUAUGUGUCUGCUUUUAUAUCCAUUGUGCUCUGAUAUUGACCCCCCCACUGUUGGCAUUCUGUCCCCUAACCUCUCCUGGCCUACCCAUUUUCAAAAUUGCUAUUACAUAGUAUCCCCCUGGGUAGGAUGCCACAUAGCAGGUUUUACCCAGUGCUUCUUAACUUCAAGAGAAUUUAGUACUCUUAAUUUUGUUGUACGAUUAAAAAAAACACAUCUAGCACAGUUUUUGUCCUUAAAAAAGAAGUAGCAGCAGCAAUAGAUUUACCGUACUUUUCGCCCUAUAGGACGCACUUUUUCCCCUCCAAAAAUGAAGGGGAAAUGUGUGCGCGUCCUAUGGGGCGAAUGCAGGCUUUCGCUGAAGCCUGGAGAGCGAGAGGCGUCGUUGCGCACCGACACCUCUCGCUCUCCAGGCUCCAGGAAGCUAUCCGCAAGCCUUGCGCACCUGGGGGGAGUUCCCCCGGGCGCGCAAGGCUUACAGGCAGCAGCCUGCAGCGCGGAGCAUGGGGCGCCCUCCGGAGGACGCCCCGUGCUUCGCGCAGGUGUCGGCAAGCCUUGCGCACCCGGGGGAUCUGCUUCGGGAGUGCAAGGCUUGCGGGUGGCACCCUGCGGCGCGGAGCACGGGACGCCCUCCAGAGGACGCCCCGUGCUUCGCGUAGGUGUCUGCAAGCCUUGCGCGCCCGGGGAACUCCCCGAGCGCGCACGGCUUGCGGGCGGUGGGCGGCAGCCGUCAGCGCGGAGCAUGGGGCGCCCUCCGGAGGACGCCCCGUGCUUCGCGCAGGUGUCUGCAGCCUGCCGCCCGGCGCGUGGGGCACCCUGAAGCAGAGCGCCCCUCGCGCCGGGCAGACAUCCGCAGCGUGGGGAGCCCUGCGGGAGUUCCUGCAGGGCUCCCCACGCUGUGGAUAGCAGCCUGCCGUCCGACGCGCGGGGCGCCCUGAAGCAGAGCGCCCCUCGCGCCGGGCAGACAUCGGCCAGCCUCACAAGCUCGGGGGACAGCGGGGAGGCGCAGCGCCGCCAUCCCACUGUUCCCCAACCUGGUUUUGGGGGGGAAAUAAAGGAAAUUUUUUCCCCUUUAUUUCCCCCCCCAAAAAGUAGGUGCGUCCUAUGGGACGGAGCGUCCUAUGGGACGAAAAAUACGGUAGAUACAGCAUGACUUUGAUUCAGGUCUGGUAUUGGGAAUGCAAAGACUGAUGGAAUUCACUUUUCAGUAACAAGGGUCAGAAAAGGAAAGCAGCUGUGAAUUUGCAGUCCGAUAUUCAUAUGCUUAUUGUACCAAGAACAAUUAAUACUAUGUAAAUUUAUCUGCAGAUGUUGUCCCAGUCAGAGCCAAGGCAUCAGGAUUCCAGUUCCAUUUGUAUCACUUGCUCUUUUGUCAGUAUUUACACAUGGGGUAUUACAGAAACUAAUAUCUAUACUGUUAAGACUAUAUUCAUAAGAGACAAAUUAUAUUCCCAAUUCAUCAACUCAUUUGCUUUUAUCUUGCUCACUAGAGAGCAUACAGAGUUCAGCAGGUUUCCAAACCAAGUUCUGACAAGUGUUGCCUUAGGCAUCUGUCAGUGUAUUCUAUUCUAUCUUUCAUAAAGCUUCUGUAUCUGCUGUAAGAAAAACAAAAAGCAAACAAAAAAAUGAACGUGAAAAAAUGCAUUUUUUUCUGGUCUGCAUACUGGUAAAUAGGAGAAAAUGGUAAACCCAUCUUACUAAUGUGCUUGUAUGGCCUGUUAAAUGGUAAUUCAUCUUGAAAAACCCCUAUUAGCUUUUUAUCACCAUUUGAUUUAUAGGUCACUUUGAGACCUAAUUUCAAAAUGUGCUUUGUGCAGGGAAAUAAUAUUUAUUUUGCACCCCCCCUCCAAAUUGCAGAUAAGCAGUAAAGAUGAAGAUUUUUUAGACCUUUCUGUUGAUGUGGAGCAAAACACGUCUAUCACUCACUGUUUAAGGUAUGGAAGAUAUUCAAAUUUUGGACUGUUUGUUUGUUUGAUUUCUUACCCACCCUUCACCAUAAAGUUCCAGGGAGGUUACAAGAAUAUAAUAUGCCCAUAUAAAAUCAGCUGAAAUGGUUACAAUUAUAAAAAUAAGUAAUACCAUUCCAGCCAGAGCAGUAUAAAUUCAGCAAAAGAGGUGGGUCUCACAAAACAAUAUACUUUGACUGUCACAGGCCAGGCUAAAGAGGUGCAUCUUCAGCAUAUAUCGAAAGCUAUAUGGCAAAUAUGCUAGAUGCACCUCUGUAGGGAAGGGAGUCACACAAUUUCCUGGCCUGCCAUUCCCACGUUUCUGUAUUCAUCCAUACUAUGCAAGUUAACAAGAGAGAAAGUUGGUAAAAAUGUAUCUUUUAUUGCACCGACUUAGACUGCUACUAGGAAUCUCAAGCCUUUCCCUUUCGUAGAGCUCUUCACGCUCUCUAUUAACCAAACUUGAACUACUAGAUGUCAUUAUACCUGCUAGGGCUUUCUUGUCCUUUGGGAUUGGCAUGUCAAUCGCUGACAGCUUAAAUUUAGUACAUUUAAGCAAGAUGUUGAAAGUUGGUCUGUCUUUCACGUUAAUGCCUGUUCUUCUAUUUUAGGGGAUUCAGCAAUACAGAAACCCUGUGCAGUGAAUAUAAAUAUUACUGUGAAGAGUGUCGCAGUAAACAGGAAGCACACAAAAGGUACCAUAAGCAUAUAUUGUAGGUUUCACAGUUGUUAGCAAGCUAUCCAAAUAUUUCUCCUUACGUUGUGUUUUGAAAGUUUAAUUUGGUUAUAACACCAAUAAAUGUUCUGUAGCAGCCAAGAUACUUGAGGGUCAGUGGGAUUAAUUUCCUAACUGCGUGAUUUCUGCCUCUCACGUUUUCAGCCCCUAAUAUUUCAAUAUGAUCUAAAAAGCUAAUCCUAAUUGUCUUCGCUGUCUUCCCACCUACCCCCUUCCCUUUUGUAUUUCAUCUGCAAAUUUUAUACACUUACACUGGCUCAAGCUCCAGAUGUUACCAUGGUACCAGUAUUCAGACAAAUACUAUUUGGAGCAGCCAACCUUGAGUGGCUGGACAAAGCAAUGUGAGAUGUUAUCAGGAUAUGAUCCAUCGUUGGAGAUGGUGAGCACUGUAUAUUUUAAGAAGAUUAAAAAUCUUAUCUUUAACCAGCUUUUUAAACAAAGAUUCUGUGUGAGAAAUGGGAAUUGUUGGACGUCAUGAUAAGCUUUAGCAUAUGACGGGAAUGGCCCACAUCAGGCUUUCGUUUUUUGCACUCUUCCCCCCUCCUCCUUAUUUCAGGAGUGAGAAACCCUUUCCCCGCCCUUCAAGGGCUGCAUGCUGGCAAUGAGAGAAGCCAGAGCCAAAAGGGGAAGGGCUUUUUCUCAUCCUCAGAGCAGGCUGCCAAAGGAGGAGGCUGCAUGAAAGUAGGCUGUGGGCGACAGGUUCUCCAUCUCUAGCUUUUUGUUAUAUGUAAUCUGAGCCCAGCCAGCUGAAAAGGAUCCAUUUUUAUAUCCUUGUAAAAAUUAAAGUAUAGGAGAACAUAAGCUAUUGUAAACAUUUUGACAUGAAUUGUUCUGUUUAUAAAAUUGUAUAUGUGGCUCAUUUACCUAUGUAACAUUUUCAAUUCUAUAUAUGUUUCCAUUAUUUACCCUGGAGUUUUGAAUCUUCAUGGUGACGUAUGACUUAAGCUACGGUUUAGCCGAGUGAUGAUUAAAAUUUCAUAAAACUAUUCUCGUCUAUGCUUAAGUCAUUAAUUAAAUUAAUCGGUACUUUUGUGGAAUUUCACUUGAUGCUUCUGUAAGAGUUGAGUCUUUUUAGUUUUGAUAAAAGGAGGUCUAUCUGAAGGGUUGUCAUGCAGACAAGUAGACAUCUUUGUUGCUCCAGAGGGCAGAACUAGAACCACUGGGUGGAAACUGCAGGGAAAGGGAUUUUGGCUAAGCAUUCAAAGAAGCUUCCUAGUGGCAAGAGCUAUUAUACAACAGAACAGACUUGCCUUGGAAAACAGGGGCUCUCCUUUGUUGGAGGUAUUCUAACAGAUGCUGGGCAACCACUUGUCAGGUAUGUCACAGUUGCAUCCUGCACUACAGAGCCUGUACUGAGUAGGGGAUUUAAACUCAAUGGCCUCCAAAGUCUCUUCCAGCUCUAUGAUUCUAUGGGUAAGGAAACUAUCAGUCCUUGAAUAUGUUCACUCAGCAUUUUUUGUCUGCGGUAGCUGUAGUUCUACACCAUGGAAGUGAUAGAUUUCUAGCUACUUGGGUCUGCAACUGGUUUUCCCACCUUAUGGUGGGUCACACCAAUAGCACCAUUGCUAGUUUUAUUACACUUUUAAGAAAAAGAAAAAGAGGAGAUAAAGCAAGAGAAUCAGAAGGGAGGAAAGCAGAGGGAUAAGACUAUAUGGUUUUUUAAAGCAGUAAAAGCAGAUCUCACUUUGAAGGCUAGGGUUAAAACUGAGUUCCAAAUCUAGAAAUGUUAUUACUUUUUACAUUAUAUCAAUUUUUCUACAAGGGAUGUGUUCACUAGAUAAAAUGAAGCAGUGAGGCCUUUGCUCUAUCCAUCACUGUUUACCAGUAGGAUCCAACAACUGUUAAUAAUAUCUAUGGUUCCUAAAAGUUUAAAUAAAAUAUUGGUGUUGGUAUACUUACAACACAGUCCUAAUCAUGUCUGCUCAGAACAAUGUCCUAUUGAAUUUAGUGGGGGCUAUUCCAAGGUAAGUAGGGUUGGAAUUUCAGCCUUGUAUAUUUAUUCAGUUCAGUUUUUAAUCUAAUGUCUAUAAAGUGUGGUAUUCCAUGUUUUAGACUAAUUUUAAAGUAAAUUUGUAUGUAAUAAUUCACAUUACCUGUCCAUCAACCUUCAUUGUUCAAACCAUUGCUGUUUUCAUCUUGUUUGCUUUUAAGUGCAUGGCUGUGCUUCAGGAAAGUAAAGCAUGCAUUUGCAAGCAGUGAUGUACUACUGAAGUUUAAUGAUGCCUGAUUUUCAGUGUGAAAAGUGGUUCAUUAAGGGGUGCAAAACGCUCUGACAUGCUGCUCCUUAGUGAACAUUUUUGAACUUUCUUAAUUUUUGCAUACCAACAAGGAAUUGCAGAAUGAGCAUGUUGAUGCCAUUGUCAAAAUGCACAUCCCCCUGAAAAUAAUGCCGUGUGGAUUGAUGAUGUCCAUAAGCAUUUUAUUCAUUUGCACUGCAUUGCUUUUUAAAUGGGCUGCCCCCAGAUAGUCAGGUACUGUAUAGAGGACUAGAUUGUAUAGGAGGGAGUGUUGGCUCAGCAUCAGGAAUGUCUUUCCAUUUCCAUUAAUAUGCACACACACACCCCCCACUUGCAAACAGUCUACAUUAUUUUGCAAAGAUGUGAACAAUUGCCCCAAAGGAGUGGAAUGUUUUACAGGAGUAGAAUCUGCUCACAAAAUGCUCACCCCUUUUGGCUCAGUGUUGGCACACAAAUAUUUUUAGUUCCGACUUCAGAAGCUCUGUUCCAAGGUCUCAAACUGCUUUCAGUCUUCUGUAUAUAAUUGUUUGUGACUUGCUUGGUUUCAACCAUGUUCCCUUCCCCAGAAAAUUGCUAUGGCACCUUCCAAACAUUGUUAUCGGCUUUCGGCGGCACACAAUUCUCAACAGCUAGCAAGUGGUAAUUGCUGUGUGAAUGUAUUGCUGUUUAACAUAUUUGUAUACUUAAGUCGACUGAUUUUAAUAAGUCUACUUUGAGAUAUGACUUCAUUGGCUACUGCCCACCACCAGAAAAAAGUAGGUUUUAAAAUGAGGUGAAUCUUGGACAUUUAUGACCACACUAAAAUAAAUACUUUGUUUCAGGAUGAAAGUGAAAAAGCUGCCUAUGAUCCUAGCUCUCCAUCUGAAGAGAUUUAAAUACAUGGAUCAGCUACAUCGAUAUACAAAACUCUCCUACAGGGUAGUGUUUCCCUUAGAGCUUCGGCUGUUUAAUACAUCAGGAGAUGCCACUAAUCCCGACAGAAUGUAUGAUCUAGUGGCUGUGGUAGUCCACUGUGGAAGGUAAGAAAAUACAAUGUGACACAUUACUGCUACUGAUUUACUGUGAAAUAGCAUUGUAUCAUUCUUUAAAAUCAUCAAAGCAAUAGGCCUUUGAUGGACUCUAUUAAUUUAUGUAGAGUUAUGUGCCAGCGUUGUUGUUUCCUUCAAGUGUCAUAGUUGAGUGUUGUUGUUUUUAUACAGCGAUUAAAUUAGCAAAAAAAGGGGGGGCACGUCUUGUUCUUUAGUUUUAGCUGCUUCUUUGGUUCUUGUUCUUUAUGAAAAAUUAAUAUUUGAAGCUUGUUUUCAUAUAAAUGUUGUGUUUAAAAGAUAAAAUAAGCGGAAGUAGUUGUCAGAAUUCUUCAACAUUUUCUUCUGAGGAAAAAAUGAUGUUAAAGUUGAUGAUGACCACAAUGUGAAUUGCUUUCUUCUUCACAGUGGACCUAACAGAGGACACUAUAUUGCAAUAGUGAAGAGUCAUGAUUUUUGGUUACUCUUUGAUGAUGACAUUGUAGAGGUAAGAAUGUCUGUAAUUCUAGAUUCUAAACGUUAGAGUAGUUAUUCUGUGUCUACUACUUACUUUUAGAUUAUCUCCAAGACAAUAGAUUUUGCAAAGAAACUGUUAACCUGUUACCAAUGUUAGUAGAACAUGGUAACAUUUCUAGUAAAGAGAGUAUGCCUUUGCAUAUUAUUUUUUUUGCAGUGUCUUUUUCAGUGUGUCUCCUUCUAGCCCACUGUAAUCUUAAAAUGAUAGCCAAUGGUGUUUGUUAGCCAGAGGUAUGAAUGCAGUUUAUGGAAUGUAUUCCCUGCCCCUGGCAGCCCUCUGCACACACCCCAAAUCUGCUCAAGAGGGUUGAGGGGUAUGUAGGCCGUUGCAGGAGAGCGGAAGGGGAAAUCCUGUUGCAUUAGCAGAAAUGUGUUCCCAAAAUGUUUGCUAUUACCCGUAACUUCUAUCUUUUUUCCUUUGUUAUGAAGCAUAAGUUUAUGCUGUAAUCUUGCCACCCCACCCACUGUUGUUGUUGGUUGGAGGAAGGGAACUGUCAGGAGUUCAGCCUACACUCGAGUAGGACCCUGGCAGAGACACAUGCCCGACUGGCAUGUUCCUUCCCUCCUGGUUGAUUGUUCAGGAGCUUCAAUUGCUUUCUUCAGCCCGAACAUCACAGCGACCAAUGCCAACUGACACUGGCACACUUAGAGAUCCGCAGAGUCUGCGCAUCAUGCGUGACAGACCUCAGCAACUCAGCAUUUUGGCUGAUCUACUUUAUUUACAUAUAAACACACACGGAGCACUGCAACAUGGCUCCCUCUCUCUCUAGCAUUAGACAGCAAAGAGCAGAAGAACAAAGGACAAUAGUCCCACUUCACGGAACACAGUAACACAAACAUCCUGUCUCCAUCACUUCCCACUCGGUGGAGUCAAAACAUACACCGUCAUGUGACAGACAAAAAUCCCAUGACUGCAAUCAUGAAUCAGGAAUUCUAACAUGCAGUCCUGUCUCCUCCCACUCCCACCAGCAAAGAGAAACAUUGCUGAUGAGGUUCUGCUGUGGUGGAGGCCCAAGCUGUUCACAAACUGUUGUGAAGCUCUCACCAGUAGUUCUGCCAUUGGCAGUAGCCAGUUGAAAACCCGGAAAUGGGGUGGUCUUGGGGUGGGACACUGGAGGUUUUGAAUUGACAAGACCCCAGACCCUUAAUUGUCCUUGAGAUAUGGCAGUGGCUCCAGCACUCUGACCUCUCCCAACCCCAAUUAGAAUUGCUGUAGCCAUGCUAGAUAAAUUGGAGUGGGUUUUCUUUUUACAGAAAUUAUAUCCUCCGCAUUUCGUUUCAGAAAAUAGAUGCACAAGCGAUUGAAGAAUUCUACGGGUUGACAUCGGACAUCUCAAAAAACUCUGAGUCUGGUUAUAUCCUCUUCUAUCAGUCUCGGGACUGAAAUGGGUCUGUGGUGAAAAGUGACUUCCUGUAUCGCUGCUUUUCUGACAUUUGUGGAAGGGAGAAAAUAAUAAUUCCAGAGAGAGAGAGAAAAGGAAGGAAGGAAGGAAUGCAGAGUCAAAAGAGUGGUAGCACAGUUUGCACAGAACAAAGCUAAUGUUUCAGAGAGGCUUUCUUAAGCUCUUUAUAUCAUGCUCAUUUAAUUUGCUCAGGUGUCAUACUGAGAAUGCUGAUCCGCGACAAUUGCUCAGUGGGAACAGAGAGGCCAGCUGCUCUCAUAAGAGCUAGCUAUCGAGCAGCUGAAACUCUGCUAGAAGAUUUUAUCAAAAGUCCAUUCAAGUCAGUGGUAAUAUUUUCACGAUCUUCAGUACGCUUUGAAUUUUGGCCAGUGUUGCACAGGAAAUAAGUGUAACAGAAGCAAUAUUAAUUUGACAUACAUUGUUUGUUUGUUUGUUUGUUUGUUUCUUAUUAAAAGUGCAAAUGAUUCUCUGUUCAUUUAUACUCAGUUUCUGGGUUUAUCGCACACCUAAUUAGAGAGAGUUAGCCUAACAGUUGCCUUCCUGGCCAGAAUAAAUUAAUAGAAUUUGGUGUUAGCUAAUAGAAUCAAGAAGGCAAGUAUGUUUUGCUUCUUUUAAGAAGCUUACAUUACAGUAAUAUGUACCUCUAUAAUUGGUAACAGUUUGGGAUUUUAAACUCCCUAUGGGGAAUAACUUGGUUUAUAACUAUAGUUUAUUUUUAUUUAUGUAUUACUGUAACUUCUAGAGGUUUUGUAUUCUUCUCAAUUCCAACAUGUUUUGGAGCCUAGUUUUGUAUAUUAGCUUAUAUCAGAUUUAAAUAUUUUAUUUCAUUGCUUAUCUAAGAUUUAUCUCAUAUCUCAAUAAGGAUACAUUCAAAGCCUGAAGUAACUGAGGAAGGUAUAGGUUUUACUUCCUUCCAGGAGGAACUGAUGACUCUGGCUAUGUAUUUGACAUGAUUUAUUUAAGGAGUUGGAAAAGGAACUUUCCUCUGACCUUGUAAAACAGCUUACUUGUUUUAUCACAGUGAGAGACUAGAGCACCGUUGGUUUGCUAGACUUUCUGUUCAAAGUCUUCUAAACAAUUGGCUGCAAAGUAGGUCAGAGUUCCUCAUGCUUAAGUCCCAGUAGAAUCAGAGUGUGGGCUUAAUUGUGACAUUUAAUUAAAAAUUGAAAAUAGUUUCAGAAUAUCUCAAUCUUCAAUCUAUGGCUACAGUGGAUUUUAAAAUCCCAGAUGUAUGUUGGAUAAAAUGACUCCUUAUAAUUCUGUGAUGGUUCUAUUCAGUAAAAUUUAUAUAGUAAUAAAAUUGUCUUUUGAUAUUUGAUUGGAUCACGACAGCAACAGAUGAUAGGGAACUGAUCUCUUCUGAUGGAAUUGAACUCUUCUAGCUAACAUUUCCAUGCAUUAUCAUUGUUGUCUGAUGGUGGCUGAAUGUAACAGAAAGAAAGAAAGAAAGAAAGAAAGAAAGAAAGAAAGAAAGAAAGAAAGAGGCUGAGCACACAUUCCCAAUAAGAGCAUUUAUGCCUUGAUAGAAUGUGGUUUUUGUUUUGUUGGACAUGUUAAAAUGUAAAACUUUCCCCCCUUUUCUGCUGCUAUAAUUAAUGCAUAUACUUUAUCGGUAUCAUUUAGCUCAGGAAAACAACUUCAUAUAACUGAACAGAUUUCUAACAGGGUCACCAAGUGGGCUACUUUAUUUAACAAAUGUGAAAAUGUCAUGUCAAAUUGUAAAGAUUCUUUUUAUAUAAAAACAAACGUUAU
Molecule: messenger RNA, 22682 nt
Organism: Podarcis lilfordi (Lilford's wall lizard)
Lineage: Eukaryota; Metazoa; Chordata; Lepidosauria; Squamata; Lacertidae
Source: the annotation of a GenBank genome assembly